This is a messenger RNA of Trichomycterus rosablanca, 2044 nucleotides long. RefSeq names its product complement factor I (gene cfi). Bases 41 to 1948 code for a protein of 635 amino acids. Gene Ontology annotation, biological process: proteolysis. Gene Ontology annotation, molecular function: protein binding; serine-type endopeptidase activity. NCBI's taxonomy places the organism in Eukaryota, Metazoa, Chordata, Actinopteri, Siluriformes, Trichomycteridae. The transcript is spliced from 13 exons. Gene Ontology annotation, cellular component: membrane. The record is from RefSeq and is a predicted model, not a curated record.
CUGGAGCAGAAGAUCAGAGAAGAUCAGACCGAGGAACAGGAUGAUGAGACCUGCACUUCUGCUCUUCACGUUCCUCCUGCUCCAGAUCGUCGUCCACACUGAGGAGGAUUCCAUCCAAAAACACGAGACCCAAAAACCAUCACCCCCACCCGGCCCUGCAGCACCGACAGCACCGCCCCCGCCCCCGCCCCCGGUCCAGCCGAACAGUUUGGUAUCUUUGGAGUGUUUAGAUCAGAAGUACACCCGCGCUUCCUGCGCCAAGGUCUUCUGCCCGCCGUGGCUCCGCUGCAUCAGGGGCGAGUGCGUGUGCAAGCUGCCCUAUCAGUGCCCGCGCCUGGGGCCGGGCGUGUGCGGCCUGAACGGACGGGACUACCUGUCGCUGUGCCAGGCUCAGGCCAUCUCCUGCCGGGACGAGCAGCCUGUCGUCUCACACUACGGGAAGUGCGAAGGUGUUAUCUCUGAGGGGCAGUUGAAGAAUUCGGGGGAUCACGAGGUGGUUGUGAUGACCACGCCCAAACACAGAGCGCUGAUAUGUGGAACUGAGUCCUGGAACAUGGCCGCCGCUAACGUGGUCUGCAGACAGUUUAAAAAAAACAAAAGAGGAGCCGCCGCGGCCGAGACCGUGGAGGUGAAGGACCUCGAGGUGAAAGCUGGGUGGGCGUGGCCGGGGGAGUGUAUGAGUGUGAGGUGUACGGGGUACGAGAGCUCACUGAUGGAGUGCGAGCUUUACAAACCUCGCAAAGUUGGUGACUACACCCUCAUCUCCGCGGUAACCUGCUACAACGAACCCAAAGGCGGGCGGUGUUCGGAGUUCACCUGUGUGAACAGGAAGUGCAUCUCGUGGAACAGCACCUGUGACGGAGUGGACGACUGCGGGGACGCCAGCGACGAGAUGUGCUGCACAGAUUGCAGUAACGGUGCCUACCACUGUAAAUCCGGGGUGUGUCUGUCACCCCACGCUGUUAGAGAUCAGAUUCGGGACUGUUUAGGUGGGGAAGAUGAAGCUGCAGGAGCCAAUCAGAAGCCUUCAAACACCAGUAAAAUUUUAAGUGCUGGCAGAGAAAACCACCGUCCUGAAGAGCUAGAAUUCAAUCCUAAAGAAGCUAUACUAAAUGCCCGUAAGCACAUUGAGAGCCAGUUGCAUUGUGGGAUUCCCAACAUGGACUACGUUCAUAAGACGGAGAAGGAAAUGCUACGGCCACGCACCAAACGUGUAGUCGGGGGACAGCAAGCUCUACCGACUCAGAUCCAGUGGCAGGUUGCUAUCGAGGAUGAAGGGAGGAUCCACUGUGGUGGUGCGUACCUGGGUGGCUGCUGGGUCCUGACCGCCGCCCACUGUGUAAGGAACAAACCCAAGGAGUUCAGGAUCAAGUUCUCCUUGUGGAGUAAGGUGAUGCUGCUGACCACCUCCGACACCAUCCCUGUGAAGAGCAUCAUCAUCCACCACGAGUACAACUCCCGCACCUCUCAGAACGACAUCGCCCUCAUCCAGCUGCAGAACCUGGCUCACGUGAAGGAGUGUCUGCACCCCAACCCCGCCGUGCGCUCCAUCUGCGUCCCCUGGUCCCCGCUGCAGUUCCUGCCCAACUCCACCUGCACCAUCUCCGGCUGGGGGCGCGGCCGCCAAGAGACAGACAGAGUUUAUACUCUGAAUUACGCAAAUGUAAAUAUUAUCGGUAACUGCAGUCAGUACUACAAGGACCGAUUUUACGACGGCAUGGAGUGUGCAGGUGACCUGGAGGGAACGGUGGACGCGUGUCAGGGUGACUCCGGAGGUCCGUUGGUGUGCACGGACGCGAGCGGGGUGUCGUAUGUGUGGGGGAUCGUGAGCUGGGGGGAGAAAUGCGGGGUGGCCGGUUACCCCGGAGUCUACACCAAAGUGGCCGAUUAUUUUGAGUGGAUCCGACUCCACACCGGCUGGCCUGAAGUCACCAAGUACAACCACUGAAGAGGAAAGUGACCAGGGCGUGGCGUAGUGACCACUGCAGGACCGUUUUUUCUCUGGACUUUAGUUUAUUUAGUUUAAAUAAAAUUACUGAAUGAA